AUGGACUGCGUUGUGACAGGGGGCAACGUGAAAGGUACUUAUCCCACCUGACAUUUGAGAAUACAUUUUAUACCACCACCUAGCUAGCUAGUUACAUGCCUUUUUCUUGAAUGAAAUUGUGAUGAUUUGUGUGUCUGUGUUUUACAGUGCUGGCCAAGGCCAUCCACUCUCUGUCCAGGAUAGGUGAUGAGUUGUACCUGGAGCCACAGGAGAAUGGGGUGAUUUACCAUGAUACACACACACACACUUGGAUAUGCAUACCAAAAUACACUGACACUCAUUCUCACUAACUUCUACACUAUUGUUGCCAAGACAUCAUUGCGGCCCAGGGAUUGGGCUGAAACUGUAAAGUAUAUCUUUCCUGUUUCCUGUCUCCCAGCUGGCUCUGCGUUCUGUGAACUCGUCCCGCUCAGCCUACGCAUGCUUCCUUUUCUCCCCACUCUUCUUCAGCAGGUAUGGUGUGUGUGUGUGUGUGUGAGAACGCGAAAGAAAGAUAGGGUACACUACCUAUGGCUGCUUACAUUCUUUUACAGAUACACCAUUCCCUGUGGACAUGCUUUUCGCUGCAAGAUGGCCAUCAAGGUACAGACACAUUGCUUUGACCCCAGGGUUGGGCUCAAUUCGAAUUGAAGGCAGUCAAUCCAGGAAGUAAACUAAAAUAACAAUUCAAUAAUGGAAAAAAAUUACAUUUAUUUUCAAUGACUUCUCAAUAAACUGAGAAGUAUAAGUUAUUCAUAAAAAAUAAAAUAUUCUGAAUUUUACAUUCUAAUCACUUCUUGAAUUGACUGCCUUCAAUUCGAAUUAAGCCCAACCCUGUUUGACACAUUUCUGUUAUCUACAGUUUAAUACUGUCUACUUAUUCUCCUCUCUCUCUCCCUCUCUCUCAGUGUGUGCAGGCUGUGUUCAGGUCCCUGUCGUCUCUGGAGAAGACAGUAGAGAAGUGUCACAUUGAACUGGAUGGAGAGAAGAGUCGUCUCACCUUCACCCUGCACUGCAAACAUGGUACAGACCGUUAAAGUGCCAUAAAAUAACCAUAGAACAGUUUUAUCUAAAGAGUGUCAACCAAUUUAAACUUCCUUACAUCCUUAGCUUUCCCCUAACCAAGGCAUAUCAAUUGUGUGUGUGUGUUUGCGUUCUGUAGGGCUGCUGAAGACACACAACCUGUCAUUCCAGGACAGUGAGAGUCUGCAGGCCGUGUUUGAUAAAGAGAGCUGUGCCAACAUGCUUCGCGCCCAGCCCAGGUCAACACAUUCUCUCUCUCUCUCUCUUUUUCAGUGUUCCUCUCCUGUCCUCUUACCUCCUGUGCAUCGCUUUUAUUUGUCCUUCUUUCUUUACUCCAGGUUGCUGGUUGACACAGUGCUGCAUUUCCCUCCCUCUCUGGAAGAGGUGAGUGUGUCAGUGAGUGGAGAACGAGUGUGGUUCAGGAACCAUGUAGAUGACGAGGCAGGUGAGGAGAAACGUUUUGUUUUUCUACACUAUUGAAGUGUUGGUGGUAUAGUGUUUAUUUUGUAUUUUUUAAUAAGUCAAUAACCCAAUAUAGCAACAUGAUAGUAAUAUAUUUAAUCUCCCCCCACUCCCUUUCUCUCUCUCUUGCAGAGCAAUCCAAAGCCAUGCUGACUGAACUGUGUCUGAGUUCUGAUGAGUUUGACCACUUUGCUGUCGGAGCUCAGACCAGCAUCACAUUCUGCCUAAAGGAGCUGAGGGUAUGUGGGGUUAUGUCACUUGUCAAAUGGGUUAUUACUGUUGUUAUAAUCUGGCGUGGUAUGUCAUAAGUAAUUUGAAGGCAUCAUAGCAGGCCACUUAAUGAAGUGUUGCCUUGUCUUUCAGGGCUUGCUGGUGUUUGCAGAAUCCACAGGUCUUCCUGUCUCUGUGUAUUUUGAUGAGCCAGGCAGGUAAGGAUACAUAUUCACAACUCACACAUACCAAUAUGAAAGGUAUUAGGAUAUUUUGUUUCCUGUGUAUCACUAAUUUCUGUGUAUCUGUUUUUGUCAGACCCUUGGUGUUAAGUGUAACAGACAGUGUUCUGGAGGUGAACUUCGUGCUUGCCACUCUGUCUGAUGAUUCCAACCUCCGUAACCAUAACAACAAUAAUACAAAACAGUAAUUGAACAUUAACUGUCAAACAUUCAGAACAGUCAUACCUCUUUGUACAGGACCCUGCUCUUUACCCAGAAUCCUCUCCGCUCUCCCCAGAGCUCGCUCGCCGCCACCUCCUGACGACUUUAUGAACGACGACAUUGACUCCUACCUCAUUGCCAUGGAGACCAGUGAAUUAGCAGGUCCCUCCGAUGCCCCUGCACCCCGGUCCCCCUCGCCCAAUCACACACUUACAACUCAGCCAUCUGUAGCCAUACACAGGCGCAGGCUAGAGAGCGGAGAGGAGGAGGAGGAGGAGGAAGAGACCGAGGACACUGAAAGACCUCCAAAUAAAAAGGUGAGCUUUGUUGUCAAAGGGCUUGCUGUUACUUAUACAACUGCUGGGAUCAAUGUAAAACGAACCGCUCUCCCCCAUCUCUCACUUUAUCCCCGCUCAGUUCCGCUCGCUGUUUUUCGGGUCAGUCUGUCCCUCUGAUUCUCAACUGACCAAUCAGACGAUCAAGAGCCAAGAAGUGUUGGCCAGUGACAGCGACGACGACACCCAAGCAUCAUUGCCAUGA
Coregonus sp. 'balchen' is the source of this 2657-nucleotide messenger RNA. The record is from the annotation of a GenBank genome assembly. NCBI's taxonomy places the organism in Eukaryota, Metazoa, Chordata, Actinopteri, Salmoniformes, Salmonidae.